ACCUGCCGGCCAUUCUGUAAAGCCUUUCUUCUCAAGUUUGCGUGCCCAAGCAGCCCACACCUCGUCUUCCUCUCCCAGAGCACCCUGACGGGCGGGAGCCACCUCUGUGGGACCCGGCUCUGCCAUGAAAUCGCUCACGCCUGGUUUGGCCUGGCCAUCGGGGCCCGCGACUGGACGGAGGAGUGGCUGAGCGAAGGGUUUGCCACUCACUUGGAAGAUGUAUUCUGGGCCAAAGCACAGCAGCUGGCCCCCCACGAGGCCCAGGAACAGCAGGAGCUGCGGGCAAGCCUGCGCUGGCGGCGCCUCCAGGACGAGUUGCGGAACUCCCCGGAGCAGCUGCAGGUGCUGAGACCCAAUAAAGAGAAAACUGGCCAUGUGAGUGACUCAGGAUCAUCUGUCAUCAAGCAUGGGCUCAAUCCAGAGAAGGUCUUCAUGCAGGUUCAUUAUUUAAAGGGUUAUUUUCUUCUCCGGUUCCUUGCCAGAAGACUUGGAGAUGACACCUAUUUUUCCUUUUUAAGAAAAUUUGUGCACACAUUUCAUGGGCAGCUGAUUCUUUCCCAGGAUUUCCUUCAAAUGCUGUUGGAGAACAUCCCAGAAGAAAAAAGGCUGGGUUUGUCUGUGGAAAGCAUCUUCCGAGACUGGCUGGAGUGCCCGGGUCUACCACAGCCUCUGCAGACGGAGCGCCAGGCCGGGGCGGAGUGCGGGCUCGCGCGGCAAGUGGGCGCAGAGGUCGCGAAAUGGAAUCGAGUAAACCGGAGACCCCGAAAACGGAAACGAAGAGGGACGGAAGAAGUGUUUGAAAAGCUCCUGCCAGACCAGCUGGUCUUACUUCUGGAGCGUCUGUUGGAGCAGAAGACCCUGAACCCCAGAACUCUGCGAAGCCUCGAAAGGACAUACUGCCUCUCCCAGCAGGAUGCAGAGGUUCGCCAUCGGUGGUGUGAGCUCAUUGUGAAGCACAAAUACACAACAGCGUACAGAACCGUGGAGGAGUUCCUGCAGGAGGACCAGGUGGCGUGGUGGUGGUGCCUGCCCGUGGCUGCGUGUGGCGUGGUGGUCUGCGCGGCCCAGCAGUGCCGAGGGCCGCCUGUCCUGGGAAGGAGCCGAUGUCUCGUGACACGCACACAGCACCUCGGUGCUGCCGUUAGCUGCGCCGAGACCCCCUCUCCUCCAGAGCAUUCCUGGCACGGCCAUCGCUAGAGAAGCGCUCACUUU
Molecule: messenger RNA, 1212 nt
Organism: Eptesicus fuscus (big brown bat)
Lineage: Eukaryota; Metazoa; Chordata; Mammalia; Chiroptera; Vespertilionidae
Gene: AOPEP
Product: aminopeptidase O (putative)
Exons: 12
Coding region: 433-1197 (254 amino acids)
Cellular component (GO): nucleolus
Molecular function (GO): zinc ion binding; metalloaminopeptidase activity
Source: RefSeq, a predicted model, not a curated record